CACUUAGCGAGCUGGCCAGAAUCCGUAUUAUACAGGUUUAGCUAGAUCUAGCCAUGUCGGAUGAACUAGUUUAGCGGGUUGCUUUAUCAUAGACAAUAAAGCGAAGGAACCCAAUCUCGUUGUUCCUCUAUUGUUAUGGCCGUCUAGGCGUAUUGUGAGGGUCCGUCGUCAAUUUGCAGCCAGCAGUUUUCCCGUACGCUGGACACAGACUGUCUAAGAAUGUGCGUGUGCGUAAGAAGAAAAAGACUGUAGAGACUUUCCUUGCCACAACGGCUAAUCAUUUAUGAUUAGUUGUAGGGUCUCUGUUACCCACACUGUUUCUCCACAUCAUGUUUACAGCUCGCUCUCUAUAUCAGUUUGUAACUGCAGCUAAGGAUUCUUCUGAAGAAUCAGAGAAAAAUGGCUCAAAUACACUCUGGCCAGGAUUGAAUGGCACUGAAAGAGACUAUGCUUUAGUAUCAGUGUCGUUCGCAUUGUUUGAAACUGUUCUUUUCCCCUUGCCAAUGCUGAUGAUGGAUUCACUUCCAUUCACUCUUCUUAUGCUACUAACAUUUUCCCUGUUCACUGUUGCUGGGGUGGUGUACGGAUGUGCCACUCAUAUAUGGAUGGUCUUUGUUGCACGUGGUCUAAUGGGUGCUGCGGCUCUUUUUGCAUCUUCAAUUAUUUAUACCUAUACUGGAGAAAUUGGUUCUAUUAUGGAUAUGGAGCGACUAAAGAUGGGAAAAAAGCCAAUAAAGGGCACCUUGUACUUGGCAAUCACAUUCACCACUCAUGGAUACCACAUCAUUUUACUUGGUAUAAAUGCAGGUCUGGUUAGGAUUCCUUCAGUAAACCCAUAUCGUCUGCCCGGAUGGUUUCUGAUUGCUCUCGGUGUGACUGCUGCAAUCAUAGUGUUGCUGUUCUUCUCAGAGACAAGGCCCUGGACUUGUAGGUUCAAGUCAAGCUGUGACAUAACAAGUGGUUGGAGUGAUUUCCGGAAAAUGAGGUCCAAGUCAAAGAGCUAUCUAAUAGGUGUUGCAUUUGUGUUUGCGAAUGCAUAUGUCACAGGACAGGCAUUUGCUCUGCUAUAUACACUUGUGUCACCCAUUCUGAGCGACCAGUUUGGCUUUACUGUAGAUAAUACAGCUCUGUUCUUCACUGCACUAGCAGUUGGUGGGUUAGCCUCACCUUUUGUUCAGUUUUGUUCACAAGCACUGAAAUGCAAUAAUAGAGUAAGGAUGGCAUUUGCUCUGGUGACUAUUGUCAUUGGAAAUACACUGAUUAGUGACUGGCAGGUAUUAUAUUACAAGGAAAACCCUUGUUACCUACCAUCACCUGGUGAUAAUGGAACUACUGAUGUGGUGGAUGGUAAUAACAUAACUUCUUCAUUUGAGAAUAUCAAUGAUCACAUCAAUAGCACAUUUGAGUGGAAUAUUGACAACUGCGAAGGUAAGAGUACUUCCAAUCACGAAUGUUUCUGGAACCCUUCGUCUCGGGUUACUGGAGAUCAUUGUCACACUUGCCAUAAUGCUUGCCUCAGCAAACAAGCAUUUCUCAAUUUCUACCAGUUCAAUAUUGGGGUGCUGUUUCUGUCUGUUGGAGCGACUCUUGCUUAUGUAUUCAACUUUGCACUGUUGUCUGACAUAGUUCCUCCUGAGAAUCAGGGAAGUAUAACAGUACUCACUGUUACCAGCGGGGCAUUCGCAAGAGCUGUAACACCCCUCUGGUAUGUUGAAAGCUAUGAACAGACUGGAAAGCACACCUUCCUCCCCCUAUCAGUAACUAAUGCAACAAUUCUGUUAGUGCUUGUUGCACUGGCUGUCCUCUACAAAGAUCUCGCUCCAAGGUGUAGUACUGAGGCCAAAGCUGCAACCAAUGCUACUGCCUUAGAGUGUUCAAUAGUGGAUGGUCAAUGAGUAGCUAUAAUGUUUUUGUAACUAACUCCAUUUCUGGUUGAGUGUCAUUAUUUACACAGUGCAUACAUAGUGUUUUGUAAUGAAGCAGUCAAAGAGCAUCCUCAGUGUGGUGUUUGUAUCACUAGUACAUUAGUACUUAGUAGAAGUGUAAAAAUCAUUUCUUCAAAAUUAAGGAGGAUGUAGGGAUGGCGCAAAUUAUGAAAAAGGAUACCAACAAGAGUAUGCUUCAGCCGAAAACAAAAAUGAUAUUAUACAUCCAUCCCAACAUCUUUCUCUCUUUUGCUCUAUAUAAAAAUGUGUGGAGACUUGCAUUUAAGUAUGUGUAACCUCUGACCCUCGAAAACAUUCCUACUAAUUACAUUUUUUGUGUCACGUAUGUGAAUUCAGAGUUGGAUAGACAGAGUAUUAUACGCUCAGUGACAGGGAAAGAUUGUUUUGUCAAACUCUCAGCGCUAAAUCCGUGCGCUAGCAGUCAACUAGCUGAAGGAACGCUUGGCUCGUGCGAGUGGAGUUCGGAGCAGCGACGGCACAACGAUGGAAGCCC
Geodia barretti is the source of this 2439-nucleotide messenger RNA. The record is from the annotation of a GenBank genome assembly. Lineage: Eukaryota; Metazoa; Porifera; Demospongiae; Tetractinellida; Geodiidae.